This is a messenger RNA of Petromyzon marinus (sea lamprey), 6220 nucleotides long. It is a transcript of the gene DUS2, whose product is annotated as dihydrouridine synthase 2. Lineage: Eukaryota; Metazoa; Chordata; Hyperoartia; Petromyzontiformes; Petromyzontidae. Gene Ontology annotation, biological process: tRNA dihydrouridine synthesis. Gene Ontology annotation, molecular function: tRNA binding; tRNA dihydrouridine synthase activity; flavin adenine dinucleotide binding. The record is from RefSeq and is a predicted model, not a curated record. Gene Ontology annotation, cellular component: cytoplasm.
UACUUGUGUUGUGGCCGAAACGUCGUGAGAAUUUUAUUCUGUUAUUAUUUUUAUUAUUUUAUCUCCAUCCUACGUGACUUUACCGAAAGAACCCAGAAGAUGGUGAUUUUUAUAUGCAAAGAAUAAGUGAAAAAAAUACUCGGUAUCCAUGAGCGUACAAUACGCAUGCACUUACAAAAAGUGACUUUUUUUUAACCUGCGGUGACGAAUGCAACCGGAAUGAAUGCCACAUUAAAAAAAAAUUUACGAGCCCAAAUGAGUUUAACGUCGGAGGGCAUCCAGAAACGUGGGAUUUGUUCUGACACUUCCUGUGCACAUUGCCAUUUGUGUUUUCGAGUGCCCCCAGCGAGCGAGCAUGCGGCUCCAAACCCGUCAUGCGUCGCUCCACAGCACGAGUGGAGAUGGACCCGCUUGUUGAGUGGCGUCUUCUCUUUCCCCUGCUCACUCACAGGAGAGGACCGUCUCUCUUAUUUGUUUUGUGUUCUUGUUUUGUUGUUGUUGUUGUGGGUCUGCAUCUGUGUGUGUGGGUGCACAGUUACAUUAACACGAGCGCAAGCGUAAUUAUGCUUCAUCAGUAUUUGAGGUUUUUAAUACUACAUAACGAAGCGAUUUUAAAUUGUAUAACUUUUUUUGGGAUUAAUAUAUGUCGUUUCUCAACUGCAGUCCCCGUGGUCUACCCAUGCUUUCUGUACGUGCCGUGAGCAAUUUUUUUAUUUGAAUGUGAAGAACAAAUUGGUCAUCACGAAAUGGUGGACUGUUGAGGUCUGGAAUUAAGAAACGCUAUACUCUACAGCUCGAUCGGUGGAGGAAUGGGUUAGCGUGCUGCACUAUAAAUCCGUCAACCUAUGUUUGACUCACGCCCACGGUUAACUAAGAUUUAGUUUAACACGUAGGCGAACUAACAUUGUUGACCGGUGGUAUCUGAACCUAUCCUGCCCGGCACCCUUCACCUAUACAUACUGACCAGUAUGGUGAAGUAUGGUCAUGCGACCGUCCAUGGUCGCCACAGUUUGGAGAGGACUUAAUUCUCCAGUGGAUUAACAAGGCGCUGUAAGUUAUCAUUUUUAUGGAUUAGAAAAUCUUUUAAUACGAGCGAAACUAUGAAGAUACAGUUGGAGAGGGCAUGACCAACCCUCCCUUCAUUCACUUCCUUUCAGAUGUGUUUCUUAAUGCACCUCUUAUCCACAGACUGCUUUGAACUUGAGAUGUAGACAAACUCACUGUAGCCCCAAAGCAUUGUGGGGCUGCCAAAAUGUUUCAACUUUCUCUUCUGCUUUCCUUUCAUUGCCUUCUCUCGCAACACAGCCGCAUCCACUGAGGGUUUUUUUUUCAAUUCCACGCAUAAACAAAGUGCGACAGAUGAUGCUUCUUAAUGUGCGGUCGAGUUAUUUGAGGUGGGUUCUACAAACUAUGAAUGCAGUCCCCCCCCGCUCCUCACGCUGCUUUUACUAUUCGCUUGUUUCUUUGGACACAUCUACACGAUGGAAUUCCAAACAAAAGUACAAAACACGAUGAAAAUGAUAAAUCCUUCAUUGUGUUUAAAAUGUAAUACAUUUCGAGCUGAAGUGUAUUUGGUUUAAGCCGAAGUAAGCGACAUUUGAUGGAUUUCUUUAAAGUCGCUCGGUCAUAGUCGGGAGGUCAUUGUAAGAACACAGUCCACGAUGACAAUGCCCACGAUCCUCUGUUUUCCUCUUUCUUUAAAAUGAACACGGCCCCUAUCUGUGCGGCGCCCUCGCGAUGUGGUCGCAUUUGGAAACCUGUCAUCAUCAGCAGCCAUGAACUUUCCACUGUUGGAUGAAGGAAUCCCAAAGCCCUCGCCAUCUCUAACGGUCCCGCAAUGUAAAUCACUCGAUAUAAAUCCAAAAUUGCAUUGCGUAUCCUUCGUCUGCCGUGCGGGACGUGCAGGCUUAUGUUGCAGCGUUGCCGUGCGGGACGUGCAGGCUUAUGUUGCAGCGUUGCCGUGCGGGACGUGCAGGCUUAUGUUGCAGCGUUGCCGUGUGGGACGUGCAGGCUUAUGUUGCAGCGUUGCCGUGCGGGACGUGCAGGCUUAUGUUGCAGCGUUGCCGUGCGGGACGUGCAGGCUUAUGUUGCCGUGCGCUGCGUCUGACCAGGGGGUUCUCAAUUUCGUCCGGCACAGAAUCAACGCCUCUGUUGCGGCAGCGCAGCGAACGCGCGACUCCGCCGAGGGCUGCGAGUCAUUGCCGGGGGUUAGUGGUGGGGGGGGGGAGGUGCAUCGCUUCCAUUUCCAUUUGGCAUCUCUUUACGAAAAUACAAAUAAUCCCCGUACGAGACAAACCUUCUCCCAGGGGAGGCCACGACAGCCGGGGGACACUGCUGGAUGCGGCGCGGAUGCCGAGCGUUGCCGUUGUGCGGCCGCAGGAAUCACGCCAAUGGGGAUGCAUCCGCAAGGAUUCCCAAUAACGACGCUCUCGCUGCCGGGCCCGAUUGCUGCCGUGGCGCCCGGCGCAAUCUGUCCUAUUUGUCCAGGUGCCAGACGGCGCUUUCAAAAUUGAUCACGCUCCAGCCCUUCCUCCGGAGCUGCUCUCCACGGGGAAUGCCGUCGUGCAUUUUGGUGCUUUUUUGUUCAUCUCUUUUUCUUACCCCCCCCCCCGUUCCCCACACGAUUGUGUGUCCAGCGCAUGGCGUGUUGUGCCGUGCCCGGGCGGUUCGCCUUAAUUUUACCGAUUCACCCGGCGAAGAUAGCAACGGGGGAACAUGACGUUGCCGCGAUUGAUGUCAACAUGGGCUGCCCCAAGGAAUAUUCAACCAAGGGAGGAAUGGGUGCUGCCCUCCUUUCGGACCCGGAGAAAAUCGAGGAGAUUCUUACAAAGCUCGUCAAAGGAAUUUCAAAGCCUGUGACGUGCAAGAUAAGAAUCCUGCCUUCGUUGGAAGCCACGCUCAGCCUCGUGCGGCGGAUCGAGAAGACCGGCGUAUCCGCCAUCGCCGUGCACGGCAGGACCAAGGAUGAGCGUCCCCGGCACGCAGUGCGCUGCGACGUGAUAAAGGCCGUCAGCGAAGCCGUCUCCAUCCCCGUUAUCGCCAACGGAGGGUCACAUGACUUCAUCAAGAGCUACGAGGACAUCGAAACGUUCAAGAAGGCCUGCGGGACCACUUCGGUGAUGGUUGGCCGUGCCGCCAUGUGGAAUCCUUCCGUCCUGCGCAAGGAGGGCCCUCUUCCUUUGGACGACGUCAUCCACGCGUACAUUCGCUACGCAGUGAAGUAUGACAACUCCCAACACAACACCAAGUACUGCCUCUGCCAGAUGCUUCGCGAUCAGCUCGAGAGUCCCUUGGGGAAGCAGUUGUACGCCUGCCAAUCUUUGGAGGAAAUAAGUGACCUCUUCGGCAUGGGCGAGUUCUGCCGGGACGCCAGGGAGCGGCAUCGCGCCGCUGUGGAGCGUCUGAACGGCAGGGACGCGACGAGCCGCCUCCUGCGGUCGGACUUGGCCAGUGACGUCACCGCUGCCUACGCUCACUUCGACCGGAGGGAAUACCCCGAGAACGUCACCCCCAAGGCCGUUGUCCUGGAGUGGUGCCGCCACUCGAAACACGGCCAGCCCCAGUACACAACCGAGCAGCGAUCCGAAGACCGUUUCUUUCGCUCCGUGGCAGUGGUGGCGGGGAAGAAAUAUUCCACCAUCAACUGGGAAAAGAGUAAAAAGCUGGCGGAGCAGGCAGCCGCGGUGGUGUGCGUGGAGAGCCUGGGCCUCCCGAGCAUGAAGCUAACCAGGGAGGGGAGCAAAUUGAGCGCCGUCAGUAACAAGCGCAAGCGGGGGGCUGACAGGGAGCAGCAGGGGGAGGAGGUCGCGGAGGUUGGACAGGGCGCCAAGGAAACGGACGUGCUCCGAACACCGAGUGCGAGGGCUCUCGACGAGGGGGAAAUGGACACGAGAGGCGGCGGUGGCAGCGGUGAGAAAAUCCCUGGCGGCUGCUCAAAGGGCACGGUCCGUGCUGAGAAGGGGUCCGAAUGAAGAGCGAAGAAGGAGAAACGGGGCGGAGAGAAGGGCGACGUACAAGAUCUUCUAAAAAAGAAACCCCCGGGUUUCUAUGCGCGUGUGUGAAGCGAGAAACUGACUUGCCUGCCCCGCCUCGUGUGCGUUUGCACGUUUAAAUGUGGAUACGUGCAACCACUGUUUACUGGUGAUGAAUAACUUUUUGCAGCCCUUCGUGAAUCCACUGCCAAGGUGAAGGCUUCCACCGUGCCGCGUCACUCGCCACGCUUGGUCGGUGCAUGUUAAUGAUGACAGCAGGGUCAUCAUUAAAGCAGAUCGCAGGGUCAUCAUUAAAGCAGAUUUCACAGCACGCUAACCAUUUCGCCACUGCUCCGACACCCCGUUUAUUGUAAAUUAUUCAAAGUUAUCAGUCGUGGAGUACUUAUGCAAUUACGGGGUAUGUUUAUUCACAUGUAAUUUGCACAGGAGCUGCAUUCCAAGUGUACGUUAUGUGUACAGAAAAAGUGCACGCUUAGACAUAUGGUAAAUACUCCCGUGCUUUGCAUUUCACAGUGUUUGCAGUUCCAAUUUGAUUGUCAGCCCGAGUUGAGUUGUGCAUUUCACAGUGCUUCAGGAUUUAUUGAUUAAGCAAGAGUCAUUGUGAUGCCCAUUCGCCAGUAAUGAGACCGUAAUUAAACCGGUGCUCAUGGUACUUGCUUGAAAAUUGCUUUAGAAAUUUGAACUGCCUAUGGCACGCAUUGUUAGCAGCAUUAUACAUCUCCCCCUGUUCAUGCAUAGUGAUGUAUUUUCCGUAAAUUAGACUAAUUGCCACGUGUAAAAAAAAAACAUAAUUAUGUUUUGCAUGUUGACAUUGUAGAAUGCUUUGUACAAACAAAUCGUCCCUUUGCAAUUUAAAUAAUUCGUGCGAUGUUUCACUCCCUAAACUUUGCAGCGAUAACAAAAGUUACUCAUCAAUCUUCGCCAACUUAGUCUAUUUGGAAACCAUUGUCUUUAGAGAGUACGUUUACGAUAAACAGUUCCAACUAUUUGAAUAUAAUUUACACUUAAUAUUCUUGGACAAGCUUAAAUACAAAAUUUGUGCUUUGACAUCGUGCCAAACAAGAUCAGGGCAGUAUUUAUUUCUCUCUCUCUCUGCCAUUGCUUCUGCGAUGUGCAGCGGGCGUCAACACAGCCCGACCAUUUCAAGCUGACGGUGCCAUCUGCCCUGAUUUAUUUUACGUCCACCCUGGGCCAUGUCCAAUGAAUUAAAUAUCAAUCUGUCACCGAUUUGACAUUCGCACUCUGUAUAAUCCUAGUUGGCCACACUUGGCGGUGUAUUUAAGCAAACAUGAAAUAGCAGAUGACAGCCCUGUCUUGCAAAGCCGGACUACUUGGGGUAUAGCGAUGCAUCGAUUGGCCUAUUCGUUGCAUUUCUUUAGCUCGUGAUACAUGCUUUAAAAAAAAACAUUCAGCAUCUACCCAAGCUCUCGACCGGAUAAUAUAAUCAGAACCGAACAUCAUACCGUACAGGGCGGUCUAGAUGUCUUGUUACCCCCCAUUUAAUUCUCUAAAACGUAUUUUUUUAGUAAGGUUUAUUUUAAAAAAUAUAUACACAUACAAAGGAAAUGUUUUUAAGGGCCAAUUAAUUGGGGGGAGGGGUGGGUUACAAGACAUCCGGACCACCCUGUACAAUGCUGCUAUUCUUCUGCACUACAGACCACAAGCGUAUUCGCUAACAAUCGAUGUAUUUCAGGUUGUAAUAUGUUUUACGUAUUCUGUUCAGCGUGGCACACUACAACCACUACUAGGGGCCGCUCCGUUCGGCAUCAGCUGAGAUUAAGCAUGCGAUCAUUUGCUGGGUUUAAACCCUUAACCCCGCAAGGAUCACCUCCACGGCCUCCGUUUACAUGAACCAUGCAGAAUGUUUACAUUGGAAUUACGAUUCCAUGUAUCAGUGACGACUCAUUGGAUCGUGACGGGGAGCAAAUUCAUUUCACCCCUCGUAAACGUCGACGGCAGUGGCGUUCGAGGCUGUCGAACAAUGGCGUGGUCGCGAAGAGUUGCAGCUAAGAGUUGCGUGCGCUGUGUAAAAAAAAACCCCACAUUGUUUCCAGAGGUCAUUCCUUACAGCGGUCUCCCCCAUUAUUUGGUCCAAUUAUCCAUUACGGCACACACAACAACAACCGCCAUUCGCCACUAAGUGGCGGUGACGUCACCACGACGCUUGUGCCAGGCUAUGUGCACCCUGAGGCCACGUGAAGUGUCGAACGCCUGCUGGCAGGAGGUCA